Molecule: messenger RNA, 2760 nt
Organism: Hemibagrus wyckioides
Lineage: Eukaryota; Metazoa; Chordata; Actinopteri; Siluriformes; Bagridae
Exons: 6
Coding region: 590-1333 (247 amino acids)
Biological process (GO): protein K48-linked ubiquitination; proteasome-mediated ubiquitin-dependent protein catabolic process; negative regulation of extrinsic apoptotic signaling pathway via death domain receptors
Cellular component (GO): plasma membrane; cytoplasm
Molecular function (GO): ubiquitin protein ligase activity
Source: RefSeq, a predicted model, not a curated record
CUGUCGCGGGAACUAGUAACGGAUCGUUUUAGUGAUUCGGUUCUUUAGAACUAACUGUGUAGAAAUAGAUCACUUCGAAAGAGUCGUUCAUUAAGUUGGAAUCGAAUCAAUGACGAAUCACUCAUCAUUAGCGAGAACAUGACCGGGUAUUCGAGUGCUCUUAUUUCGUAAAUCCGUGUUUAGUUGGUAUUUAAAGGCAGAUAGUCGGUAAUAUAUGAUAUGCUAUACCAUGGUUACGGAAUCACGAGAUGACUCUCAGUGAAACGAUUUGCACCUGGUCUUUUCGGAAGCAACGUGAGAGCCCGAUGUUGAUGUAACUGGCUCUGUGUGGAAAACGACCGCCACCGUGGAAGAAACCAGCAGCACAUGGCACCAGGCCUACACAAACUCGGGCUACAGCCCUGCUCUGACAUCACCCGAACACUUGUGCAGGGCCUGUGGAGGCCACUUGGACACGGCAAGCAGGAAUGUCUGUGUAGACUGCAAGAAGCACUUCUGCAGCCGCUGCUGGGUGCAGCCCGAGCUCGGGCCUGCGCUCUGCCAGACGUGUCGGCGCUUCGUCGGCACUCGUUUCGAACGGAGCCAGCUGAUGGGGCUGAAGGUAAAGGAGCUGCGCGACUACCUGCACCUGCAUGAUGUCCCCACUCACACAUGUCGUGAGAAGGAGGAGCUGGUCGAACUCGUGCUGGACCAAAACACGCCCAGCAGCAGCAGCAACAGCAGCAGUAGCAGCAGCACUAACGGUUGCAGCAACUCCGCCCCUCCACCCACCGCUCCAGACGUCUCGCAGUCCCACCAUCCUCCAUCCCAGGCAGCCGAGGAGCCAGAGACUCUCACAGAGGAGGAAGAGGAGGAAGAGGAAGGUGAAGAUGAGGAUGAGGACGAAGAGGAUGAUGACGAUGAUGAGUCGACAGACAGUGAGGAGACGUUGGUGCACAGUCGCAGGGCCUCUCUGUCUGACCUGAGUAGCGUGGAGGACAUCGAGGGUCUUACAGUGCGGCAGCUGAAGGAAAUUCUGGCACGCAAUUUUGUCAACUACCAGGGCUGCUGUGAGAAGUGGGAGCUGAUGGAUAGAGUUAGACGUCUCUUUAAUGACCAGAAAGACCUCCAUAACCUGGUUUCAAACACUAAAAAUGAAUCUGGCACAGCGGAACCGGCCGAGCCGAGCGGCCAGGAGGAGAACCUGUGUAAGAUCUGCAUGGACUCACCCAUCGACUGCGUGCUGCUGGAAUGUGGCCACAUGGUGACGUGUAGCAAGUGCGGCAAGCGCAUGAGCGAGUGUCCCAUCUGUAGACAGUACGUGGUGCGUGCCGUGCACGUCUUCCGGUCCUGAUGGAGGGCCGCCAAGAGCCAGAGGACCUGGAGAGCACUCCUUUAAUAUCCACACACAUUCCACGUACCGUUCCUGUAUGGAGGCCCUGAGAGAUGUGAGGCUCGGUCACCGUUCUGUUCGCUUCUUUUCCUACAAGACUUUUCUUUCUUUCUUUUUUUUUUUUCUUUGCUUAAUCUGGGGAUCGUGACACGUGUAUCCUUUUCCAGACCGUCCUCCAUUGCCAAUUUGCUGUGAUGUUUUGACUGUGAAUGGACAUGCUCGGUUUCAAAUACAGCUAACUCAUCAUAAAAUAACAUAUCCUGAAAUGUAUUAAGCUAGGUCAGAACGAGCGAGCUUACUUUAUCUAGCGAACAUAUCUCCACAAAUCUCAAACGCUGCUGAAUAAAUGAUAUCUUUUUCAGCUCCAGGGAAGAGAGGAAGAUGUAAGCUGCUCUCCGGCGAGUGCACGCGGUGACUGCUCGAGUUAGUCCUUUUUGUUUUCUCAUGGUUGCUUAUUAUGCCUUUGUUGUUUUUAUUGCACAUGGACACUGAGUGUCAUACAGGUUAAGAGCAUUUAUACCACAGCAUUGUUGGAUUCUGGUUUAAAAAACAUGUAAUUGGUGAGACGUUUAUCACUAUUAACACUAAUAGAAGGAGCCUCCAGUGUCAGCGCUUUGUAGCGUACGUUUUCCAUCAAGUCUUCAGAAUAGGAGAUUUCCUCUUCACGUUUUCUCUCUAACAACAGGCUAAAUUUUUUUAUUAACUUUAAGAAGAAGCUACAUAGGCGCAGGCGACGGAUUAACACUUUAAUAGCUGCUAUAAUCGCUUACAGAAUCGAACUUAUUAAAUGUAACUGUAAGCAGCGUGAUUGCUGUGGUAUAAGAGGAAUAGAACGCACUGUCGAUUAUUUUCCUAUAACAGCACACCUCAGUGUUUUAUUCCUUAUUUAGUUCGAUAACUGCAUGUCUUCUCAUGCCAUAAAUAGACUACUUUGUUUAAUACACUGUGGUUCGACAGCUUGGUAGUGUUUUUAAAGAGCCGUGGAGGUGGUGUGACCGUAGCUGCGUGCUAAAAACUUUUCAGCUUCAGAUGAAAAGCUAAUGUUUAGGCUGCAUGUGCAUGUCUAUAAUCAGGUGCUACUUUCACUUCCUUGCAUUACAAUACAGAUCUCAUGGGCCUUACCUGUGUGUGUUGUUUUCAUGUUAAAAUUCAUCGUACGUGAACGCCAUGAUGAAAUAUUAACAUUAUGAGUGUUAAGGAUUUGGAACAUUCCAACUUUGAUUGAAAAACAUGCUGGUCGGUGGAUUCUCUAUGCUAAAUUGCCCCUAGGUGUGGGCGAGUGAGCGUGCGAGUGAGCGAGCGUGUGAGAGUGUGUGUGUGAGAGUGAGUGAGUGUGUGAGUGAGUGUGUGAGUGAGUGUGUGAGUGUGAGUGUGUGAGUGAGUGUGUG